Selaginella moellendorffii is the source of this 976-nucleotide messenger RNA. Its product is annotated as adenylate kinase, chloroplastic. The transcript has 6 exons. NCBI's taxonomy places the organism in Eukaryota, Viridiplantae, Streptophyta, Lycopodiopsida, Selaginellales, Selaginellaceae. Gene Ontology annotation, biological process: nucleoside triphosphate biosynthetic process. Gene Ontology annotation, molecular function: nucleoside diphosphate kinase activity; AMP kinase activity; ATP binding. The record is from RefSeq and is a predicted model, not a curated record. Gene Ontology annotation, cellular component: cytoplasm. Bases 45 to 890 code for a protein of 281 amino acids.
AAGACUUUGGCUAUGGUAGACUACCACAACGAACUGUCAAGGCGAUGGCGAUGGCGGCGUCUCCCGGAGCGUCCCAUUUGCAUGCCAGAUCGGGAUCCUCGAGGUCGCCAGCGAAUCAGGCGCUCUCCGCCUCGUCGAUCGCAUUGCCGCAGCGGUGCAUCGAGUGCCGGAUUUCGUCGGCGUCGUCCCCCAGCCAGCGCCAGAUCGUCCACGCCGUCGCCAGGGAGCCGCUCAAGGUGAUGAUCUCCGGCGCGCCGGCGUCGGGCAAGGGGACGCAGUGCGAGCUCAUCACGGACAAGUAUGGUCUUGUACACAUAGCAGCUGGAGAUUUACUGCGAGCCGAGGUAGCCGCGGGUACUGAGAAUGGAAUCAAAGCGCAAGAGUAUAUGAACAAAGGCCAGCUCGUUCCAAACGAGAUCGUAGUGUCAAUGGUGAAGCGAAGACUGGAAGAGCAAGACGCGCAAGAGAAAGGCUGGCUGCUGGAUGGCUACCCGCGAAGCGUGUCGCAAGCCGACGCGCUGGAAGCUCUAAACAUCCGGCCUCACGUCUUCAUCCUCUUGCAAGUUCCCGAGGACAUUCUCGUGGAAAGAGUGGUCGGUAGGAGAUUGGAUCCCGUCACGGGAAAAAUCUACCAUCUUACGUAUGCUCCUCCCGAGACUCCAGAGAUCGAAGCUCGGCUAACUCAGCGAAGCGACGACACGGAAGAGAGGGUGAAGCUCAGGCUUAAAACUCACCGGCAAAACGUCGAGGAUGUGCUAUCGAUCUACUCAGACGUGAUUGUUCCUGUGGAUGGAAAUCGGCCCAAAACCGAGGUUUUCUCGAGCAUCGAUUCGAUUCUAAACGAGAUGGUACAAAGCGAGCAAUUAGGAGAGGCCAUGAGCUCGAGCUAAAGAGCAAAAUAAAAUUUUUUGGCGAAUAUGCCCGUAGAUUCUUUACAAAGAAUAUGCUUAAAAUACUCGUUAAUGUGGGAGAUGCU